Molecule: messenger RNA, 1662 nt
Organism: Exophiala spinifera
Lineage: Eukaryota; Fungi; Ascomycota; Eurotiomycetes; Chaetothyriales; Herpotrichiellaceae
Exons: 5
Coding region: 1-1662 (553 amino acids)
Biological process (GO): transmembrane transport; carbohydrate transport
Cellular component (GO): membrane
Molecular function (GO): carbohydrate:proton symporter activity
Source: RefSeq, a predicted model, not a curated record
AUGGGCGGCAUUACCUUCCCCAAGAUCUACAACACCUACUUCGUAGCGUUCAUUGCUACCGUGGGUGGUAUGUUGUUUGGUUUCGACAUUUCGAGUAUGUCGGCGAUCAUAGGUACUAAACAGUACAAUGCCUACUUCAACAAUCCCGCUGGGGUCACGCAGGGUGCGAUCGGUUCUGCUCUCGCUGCAGGGUCUGUUGUGGGAUCCAUCAUCGCUGGGCCGGUCUCCGACAAGAUUGGCCGACGAGACUCGAUCAUGUUUGCUUGCUUGUGGUGGCUCGUCGGUACCGCCGUUCAGACAGGUACUCAAGGAAUAGGAUCUCUGAUUGCUGGUCGUGUCCUCAAUGGCGUUUGCGUCGGCAUCACCAGUUCUCAGGUUCCAGUGUAUCUAGCCGAAAUAUCUCGCAAGGAAAAGAGGGGUGCUAUCAUUAUCAUCCAACAACUUGCCAUUGAAUGGGGUAUCUUCAUCAUGUACUUCAUCGGCUAUGGGUGCAGCUUUAUUGAAGGGCCGGCCUCCUUUCGGACUGCUUGGGGUAUCCAGUUUGUCCCUUGCGUCUUUCUUAUGAUCGGCCUGCCAUUUCUACCUCGAUCGCCUCGGUGGCUUGCAAAAGUCGAUCGGGGUGAUGAGGCCAUCAAGAUCCUCGCGAAAAUCCAGGCUGGGGGAAGAAUCAAUGACCCCCUUGUCGUGGCUGAAUGGGAGGAAAUCACUGAAACCCUGGUGGCCGAAAGAUCAGCUCCUCCAGGCUGGCGUAAAUUUGUGGUUAACGGCAUGUGGAAGCGGACUCUGGCUGGCUUCACGGUUCAGAUGUGGCAACAAAACUCUGGAGCAAACGUUAUGACCUACUACGUUGUCUACAUUUUCAUGAUGGCUGGUCUUACUGGCAACAUCAACCUGAUCGCCUCAGGAGUGCAGUAUGCGCUCUUCAUCAUUUUCACUUCGAUCAUGUUCUUCUAUAUUGAUCGAACUGGUCGCCGACAACUUUUGAUUUACGGAGCCUUGGCCAUGGGAGCCUGUCAUUUCGUCGUGGGAGGCAUCCUCUCCGCUGGUGAGAGUGUUCCAGGCGGUGUCGGAGGGAAUCCGAACGUCCUUAUCAAAGUUGAGGGAUCCAAGGCAAACACUGUCAUUGCCUUCUCCUAUCUUUUGAUCAUCGUCUAUGCGUUGACGUUGGCUCCUGUCGCAUGGGUCUACGCUGCGGAAGUUUGGAGCUUGGAGACUCGCGCAACCGGUAUGGGUAUUUCAGCCCUGGGCAACUGGCUCUUCAACUUCGCACUUGGCCUCUACAUUCCUCCCGGCUUCCAAAACAUCAAAUGGGGCAUGUUUAUUGUUUUCGGAAGCAUGUGUAUCCUCGGAGCUGUUCAGUUUUAUUUCACUUAUCCUGAGACUUGCAACAAGACUUUGGAGGAAAUCGAGGAGUUGUUCCAAGACUGGUCAAAAAUUCCUCCAUGGAAGACAACCGUCGGCCAGUCGAGACUAGACAGACUUGUCGACCAAGCACGGGAGAGGCACUUCAGCGUCGAAGAUGUUCAGAAGAGGACUGGUUCCCUCGGCCACGAAGUGCACAUCGAGACUGCCAACACUGACGAAGAAAAGGCCGCUAUUGAACAAGUCAAGCACCAAGCAGCGGAAGACCUGGCACAAAGCCAUAAUCACCCCACCGCCUAA